Theileria annulata is the source of this 642-nucleotide messenger RNA. RefSeq lists its product as uncharacterized. Bases 1 to 642 code for a protein of 213 amino acids. The transcript has a single exon. The record is from RefSeq and is a predicted model, not a curated record. NCBI's taxonomy places the organism in Eukaryota, Apicomplexa, Aconoidasida, Piroplasmida, Theileriidae.
AUGAAGAUUUUAUACAUUUUGCUUUUGUUGAUAAACUUGUCAAUCUGUGAUGAUCAGCCUUCUGUAAACAUUGUUUACAAAAACGUGACUCUUGACCUAACUUUAGGCUCAGAAAACACAGACGAAAAGGUUGUACCAAAGAAACCUGAUCAAGAGGAUGUUCCCACUGGCUUUAAUAAGUAUGUUAUUUACGGAACUCCCAGAGGCUACUACUUCAAUGUCAGUGAUGUGGUUUACAACGGAGAGACCUUGAAGUUGGGCGAAGAAAAAGUCACCCAAGACUACGUUUAUGACGUGUAUACAUACUGGAGCAAUGGUCGACUUCUCGUUUUCUGCUUCAGGUACGACUAUGGAAAUUACAGGUCCAAGUACAAGUACUACAAACUGGAUAACAACGAGUGGAAAUUGGUUGAGGGAGAUGACUACCAACCUGACGGUUACGGCAAACUCACUGGAAAUGGAUUGGCUGGAUUACUUAAAAAGACUGAAACGGACAAUGCUCCGGCUCCAGGGCCCACCGAAGAAACCAAAAAAGAUACUGAAACAAAUACCAGGACUGUUGUUAUCAUUGGCUCUGUGGUUGGAGGAGUAUUGGUGGUUUUAUUACUUGGUUUCCUGGCAUUUUACCUUCUCAAGAAAUAA